GGAGGCGGGGAGUGCCGAGGCGGCACGCGAGAAGGGCUCGCGGCCAUGGCGGCCCUGGGCCCCGCGAGUCGCUUCUGGUGCUCGUGUCCCGAGGUGCCCUCCGCCACAUUCUUCACCGCCCUGCUCUCGCUGUUGGUGUCGGGCCCCCGCCUGUUCCUGCUGCAGCCGCCUCUGGCGCCCUCGGGGCUGUCUCUGCGCUCCGAGGCCCUGCGCAACUGGCAAGAUGGCCUCACCUACUGCUACUCCCUCGACCUCUCUGAGCGAGUAGCCCUGAAGCUUGAUCAGAAGUUCCCCUUCAGCCUCAUGAGGAGGAUUCCCUUGUUCAAGUACAUCUCAGGUUCUUCUGCCGAAAGAAGAGCAGCCCAGAGCCGUAGGCUGAACCCUGCACCUGGCUCCUACCCCACACAGAGUUGCCACCCUCAUCUGACUCCAAGUUACCCUGUCACCCAGAUGCAGCAUGCCAGUGGCCAGAAACUGGCCUCCUGGCCUCCUGGCCACAUGCCCAGCCUACCUCCAUACCAGCCUGCGUCCGGCCUGUGCUAUGUGCAGAACCACUUUGGUCCUAACCCCAAUGCCUCCAGUGUGUACCCAGCUUCUGCAGGGACCUCCCAGGGGGUACAGCCUCCCUCCCCUAUCAGCUGUCCUGGCACUGUGUAUUCAGGGGUCCUGGGUACCCCAGGGGCUACAGGCUCCAAGGAGUCUUCCAAGGUAGCCAUGCCCUAACCAGUCUGCAGGGGCGNCUUCCACCUUGUUGGACAGAGGAAGGUUCUGAGAAUUUAGGAAUUAUUUAUUGAAGCCGGGGCAUGCCAGCCUGUCAUCCCAGCUGCUUGGGGGUUAAGGCCAAUGGGUAAAAGGUCAAGGUCUGUCUGGGCUCCAGAGUAAAUUCAAGGCCAGCCUAGGCUAUGUAUAACAAAACCCUGUCUCAGAAUGAAUAAUAACGGCUGGGACUGGGGCUCUGUGGUAGAGUGCUUACUUAGCAUAAUUAAGGCCCUGAGUCCUCAGCUCCACAAAACAAAAAAGAAUUACUAAUUAGAUGCCUCUGUGUGCCAGCUCUGAAGAGUACUUUGAUAAAUGUCCCUGUAUCUGUGUCUUUUCACCUCAAGGCAGCUCUAAAAAGUAGAAACUGGGUGGUAAGACAGACCUGUAAUCUCAGCCCCAGCUACACAGAGGGUUUUAGGCUAGCCCCCUGGGCAGGUAUAUCAUGGGGUCUAGAGGCUCCAACUGCUGGGCUUCUUGAUUCCUAAUCCAGUGUCAAGAAGGUGUGGUUAUCGACUGCCAGGGACUCUUGCCAUCCUACCCAUCCAGCCCUGCUCAGUGCCCAUGGGUCCUUGCUUGUGUCUGGUGUGACUGUACCAGGCAAUCCGUGUAACAUCGUCUUCCCCGCAGCCAUGGCUGAUGGGANUUCUGCCUGACUGGUGACCUGCAGCAGCAGGCUGGUGAUCCUCCCCGUGAGUCACCUCUGUAUAAAAACCAGCCUCCAACCUGCCAGUGGUGUGUGGCGUACUGUGUUCAGUCCAGGGCAAGUGUGACACCAAAAAGCUGUGAGGAGCCUGAAUCAGGUUCCAGUCUGUCGACUGCUCAGUGGUCUGCAGUGAGGACCUGAUGGGNUGGGUGGGGACAGUGAAGUCAAGAGUUAAUAAACCCAGAGAUGGGUACAGCAAGUNAAUGAGA
This is a messenger RNA of Mus caroli (Ryukyu mouse), 1671 nucleotides long. Lineage: Eukaryota; Metazoa; Chordata; Mammalia; Rodentia; Muridae. The record is from RefSeq and is a predicted model, not a curated record.